AUGGUCGAGACAACCAACGCUCCAGCUGAUCCUAUUGUCAGAGGAACUUUCGCAACAGCAAAACAAUCUUGGUCUGAUCUCUUCAAAUGGAAACAACGAGUCGCCAUCACCAACGACGAUGAUGAGACUUACUGUGAGUGGCAAUCACCUCGGCCUCUUCGAAAUCCCAUCAGUCUCUUUGCCCAACUUGGCGCCCGAGGUUGGCUUUUCUUCCUUGUUGGUCUAGCCGCGUGGACAGCCGAUGCUUUUGACUUCCACGCCCUGUCCAUUCAAACCGUCAAACUGGCAAAAUACUACGACACUACUAAAACCAACGUCACCACCGCCAUCACCUUGACUCUGUUGCUCCGAUCUGUUGGUGCCGCCUUUUUCGGCCUCGCCGGAGAUAAAUUUGGCCGUAAAUGGCCCAUGAUCGUCAACAUGGUGAUUCUUGGUCUUCUUCAAGUCGCAACAAUCUACAGCGCCACAUUCGCCCAGUUCCUCGCCGUUCGCUCACUAUUCGGCCUCUUCAUGGGUGGUGUAUAUGGCAAUGCUAUUGCCAUGGCGCUUGAGAACUGUCCGGUGGACGCACGUGGCUUGAUGUCUGGCAUCCUCCAACAAGGUUACUCCCUUGGCUACGUCCUUGCGGCGUGCUGCAACCUAGGCGUAGGAGGCGGCACCGACUCCUGGAAGACGGUGUUUUGGAUCGGAACAGGCCUCUCUAUCGGCGUGGGAGUGGUGCGUGUUUUCUUCCCUGAGUCCCAACAAUUCAUCCAAGCGAAGAGAGAAGGCAAAGGCCACACUUCCGCUUCUGCCUUCUGGACCGAAACCCGCAAGAUGCUCGCCCAGGAAUGGCGUAUGUGCAUUUACUGCAUCUUGCUGAUGACCUGGUUCAACUACUACUCCCACACCAGCCAAGACAGCUACACGACCUUCAUGCUCACGCAGAAGGAAUUGAACAACUCGGCCGCCAGCCGCGCGAGCAUUAUCAUGAAGACGGGCGCCUGUGUCGGCGGCACCAUCAUCGGCUACGUGUCCCAAUGGGUCGGUCGACGCCGCGCUAUCAUCGGCUCCGCACUCAUUUCGGCCUUGCUCAUCCCCGCCUGGAUCCUGCCCACGACGGAACGCAGCUUGUCCGCCACCGGUUUCUUCAUGCAAUUCUUCGUCCAGGGCGCAUGGGGCGUUAUCCCGAUCCACUUGAAUGAGCUAUCACCUCCUGCUUUCCGUUCAUCUUUCCCCGGCAUCACGUACCAGAUAGGCAAUAUGAUCUCGUCGCCUUCGGCACAGAUUGUCAACGCCAUUGCAGAGCACCAUUUCGUCACGGCUGUCGAUGGUGAGCAGGCACCCGCGUAUGGUCCGACCAUGGGUAUUGCCACGGCCAUUAUUGCGCUGGGCAUCGUUGUCACCACGGCCUUUGGGCCCGAGCGGCGCGGCGCCAAAUUCGAACUUGCGAAGCCAGCCGGUGUGCAGGAGAUGGAGAUCCGGAAUAAGCUUGAUGCUGAGAGUCAGAUUGGUGUUGAGAAGGAAACUGUGGCGCAGACGGAGAAUAUUGCUGAUAAGCAUUGA
Molecule: messenger RNA, 1545 nt
Organism: Rhinocladiella mackenziei CBS 650.93
Lineage: Eukaryota; Fungi; Ascomycota; Eurotiomycetes; Chaetothyriales; Herpotrichiellaceae
Exons: 1
Coding region: 1-1545 (514 amino acids)
Biological process (GO): carboxylic acid transport; transmembrane transport
Cellular component (GO): plasma membrane
Molecular function (GO): carboxylic acid transmembrane transporter activity
Source: RefSeq, a predicted model, not a curated record